AUGGUUUAUGGACAACAACUAAAUCAGGCGUUCACUCGUUUCAACUCAUUUUGUCACGAGAAAACGAAUCGAAUCCGGGAAUCAUUUUCGCCUUCAAGACCAGCCUCUAAUCAAUCCGAUCGCUCAUCCACAUCAGGCACCUCAACCCUGCUCGAUCCAGAAGAGACUAAAGUCGUCUCAGUGACGUGGAUGACGGUGGUUCCU
Messenger RNA from Mesorhabditis belari, 204 nucleotides. The record is from the annotation of a GenBank genome assembly. Lineage: Eukaryota; Metazoa; Nematoda; Chromadorea; Rhabditida; Rhabditidae.